AAAGCGUGGCCUGGACCCGGGCCGUACGGAAGUGGUUGUGUUUCAGUGGCUACCCACAAUAGUACGUGAGAAAUGAGGGCUGCUAUAUAUAUAAAAUUCAGUUAGCUCUUUCAAAACCUUUUUUUUUAAAUUUCACAAACAACGUUUGAUGUAUAAUUAUCAUUAUUUUACAUUGCCUGAACUAAACGAGGGAUAACCAACGUCAGCUAGCUUGUCAGCUAGCUUUACGGAUGUCAGCAGCCAUGCCGUCCUACUCUGAAUUGAGGAAAACCAACCACUUCUACUACUUCAUCAAAUUCACCUUGAAUAUCUACUCCAUGCUCUUCUCGCUGAUGGGUCUCUGCGUGCUGUGUGUGGGGGUGUAUGCCGAAGUGGAAAGGCAGAAGAAUAGAACCCUGGAGGGCCUUUUCCUGGCCCCUGCCGUGGUGCUCAUCCUGCUGGGCCUGGUGAUGUUCACAGUGUCGAUGGUGGGCAUGGUUGGAUCCCUCAGGGACAACAAGACCCUGCUGCACAUGUUCCUCUGUGUUCUCUGUGUGCUGCUGCUUCUCCAGGCGAUCGGGCUCACCACGGCGCUCAUCUUUGAAAACAAGACGUCGGCCUUGUUUCAGAACAGUAUACGAGAAGGAAUCAAACACUACUACGAUGAUCUGGACUUCAAAAACAUCUUGGACUACAUGCAGCAAAAGUUUUCAUGUUGUGGAGGGGAUGAGUAUAAGGACUGGGGAGUCAACCAGUACCAUUUCUGCAACGGCACUGGUCCAUUAGCCUGUGGGGUUCCAUAUACCUGUUGUGUUCGCCACAAGGUAGGAGAGGUCGUCAACACUCUAUGUGGUUACAAGACCCUGGAUCAUCAGCGUGAAACUCUGCAUGAGCUGAUCCAUGUGCGCGGCUGCAUCCAUGCAGUCAACCUCUGGAUGAGUGACAACAUUGGAAUAACCGUUGCACUCUGCUGCGCCAUUGGGCUGCCCCAGCUGCUGGGCAUCGUCUUGAGCUGCAUCUUCUGGAACCUGCUGGUGGACAUGAGCGAGUCGACCGACAUGGUGGACUUCAAGCUGAAGAAGGUGGACGUCGAGUACAGCGAGCUGGACCUGGCUGGUGCCGGCUGGUGUCUGUGUCUGCCGAGGGACGGCGGCUACCUGCCCGUCCCUGCUGUUGAGCCCGAUCUCGACCCCAUUGAUGUUCACUUGCAAAAGCUCAAGAAGCAGGCGCCCCGCACUCACUCUCAGCUCCGAGAACUGCAGCAGUCCAGAUCGACCACCGGGCUGGAUGAGGUAGAUGUUGGCCGGAAGCAGAAAAGGGAACACUAAUUGGUAUUUUUGCCCUUUCUUGCCUUUUGGGUUUUUUUUGCCUUUCUUUUCUGUCAUUGUAAUCAUUGCAUUUGUUGGAGUUGUGUUGCACUACUUAAUGGUUGAACCUGUCCGUCAUUGGAUCAAGAGAGAGUUGGUGUCAGCUAAAGGGAUCAAAAGUACUUUGGCACUUUGUUGGUGAAUCUGUUUACAACAAAAAUCUAAGGAACAACAUGCAGCAUUGGCUUUAAAAAAACACACAUUUCUUUUGUCUUGUUUGUGGCUGUUGAUAUUCAAAGAUUUAUGGCAUUAUGUCACAUUUAAUUUAUUAAAUUAUUUUAGCCUUUGAAAUUGAGCUCUGUCUCAUGGGCUAAAGCUUACCUCAGGCUGUUUAAAAAAAAUAGCCCAGUAUUCAGAGGACAGUACUAUUUGGUGUGUAAAUUAAUGGUAGCUUGAAAAGAUGUUUUUCGGUGUCGGAGAAAUAGGAUAGCCGAGUAUGUAUGUCUUGCGUGUAGCGUCUGUGACGGAUGUGUACAGUUUGUGUAUUAUUUCUUUUUACUAUGAUUUUGAUUAUAUUUUGUGCAGUCGGUGUACAUUGUAAGACUGGUAGUUGUGAAAUAAAAUGGGAUGCAUGUUUUGUACUGUAUAUAAAGUAAAUUAAAAAAAAUCUCAGUUUACAUGUUAGGCUGUCAUCAGGGGGGCUUCAGUCUAUUCCAUUUUUAAACUAAACUUUUUAUUCCAUCUUUUAAUGGAACAAUUUAAGGGAUUAUCCAGACUACAAAUCCAGUAAAAGUUACUCUGACGGUUUUUUGUAUCUGAGUUAUGCACUGUUUUGAGCUUUCCCCUAGCUCCUGCCUUGUAUCAGCACUACUGUUCUUGUCAAUAAAGCUGAAUUUGUCUACUGA
Cyclopterus lumpus (lumpfish) is the source of this 2191-nucleotide messenger RNA. RefSeq lists its product as uncharacterized. The coding region runs from base 231 to 1307 and encodes 358 amino acids. Lineage: Eukaryota; Metazoa; Chordata; Actinopteri; Perciformes; Cyclopteridae. The record is from RefSeq and is a predicted model, not a curated record. The transcript has 8 exons. Gene Ontology annotation, cellular component: membrane.